AAUAUGCGCGCGCACACCUCGCAUUCGGAACGAGGUGAAUCUCAGCGCCAUAGCAGACGAGUCGACAAUGAUAUUAUGGCAUCUUCGUUAACAAAUACAGCUACACCCAAGCGCAGUGUGCGGUUGCAAUCAAAGCGCUCAGCACUUGUUGAUGACAGUGAUGCAAACCAUAAUGACCAGCAGAGCUCCUCAGGAAUGUCCCUGGAUGUGCUUGCCCAUGUUGCGUCUGAGACACUUAAACAGGAACCAAGGUCACCAGAAAAUGUUCAGCCCAAGAAGGUGACUGUGGUUCGAGGGGUUCGUCACCAGGAUCAGUUGAGUCUUGGUCAAAUACAAGGGCUCACAGAGAAGACAAUCAUCAACCUGUUCACAGAGCCUUCUUCCAAUGACUAUUCUCGAACGUUCUCUUAUAAGUGCAUGUUGAUACCAAAACAAUGUGACAAAACGUUCACAAGCUAUGGCAGUGACAUCAAGGCAAGGAGUGAUGUCAAGAAACAUCUUUAUGAACAUUUAAGUGAGCUUGAACAACUGGAAGCUGAAAGUAAAAUAAAGUUUUAUGGUGAACCAGUUCCUGCAAGGCAAAAACGGUUGCAAAGAGAUUUUGGAAGUAAAAGAAACAGAAAGAAUCUGCGACCUCCAAGCCCAGACUUUAUUUCUGUAACAACCACUGAACAGAACAGAAAAAGAAAUGAGAGUGGGAAGAAUAGCUCGACAAAGAGCUAUAAAGAACAUUAUGUGAACAAUAUGAAUGAAGAAGGAUCAACCUUGGAUUCUAUUGGCUUCAUUCCAAUGGCCAAGAAACUGAAGGUGUUUAGAGUCAGUGAGGAAGACUUAACUGGCCAUAAUAAGAACAGAUUCACGCCACUUUGUGAUGUAGUCACUGUGGAGACCGUGGAGGAAGUAAGGGAAAAGGAGGAAGGUGUGAUAUUAGAGAUGUUGAAAGUUCAGCCAUUCCAUGACCACUGCUACACAACUGUCUUUGGCGAGAGAAAAAACAGUGAUGAUGUCCAUCAGUUGAUCAGAAGGUUUGAGCAGGAAGAAGAUCGCAAAAACCUUUCCUUCACAUGGUCCUUAUCGGACUAUCCGUUUAUCUCAAACAAAAUCAUGAUACUGGCCGAAUCUCCGCUGAAUGAGAAAGGGCAAAAGCCGAUGCCGAUACUGUUCCUGCGGCACCGCUCUCCGGAUGAGAAUGUUCCCAUGGUGAGCAAGGAGGAGAUCAUAGACUUGGGGGAGGACAAGGAGGAACCUGAUGAGAUGAUGAGUCUUAUGCUCAAGGAUUAUCCCAAGACAAAGCCUCUCCAAGGACAGAAACCAUACCCACCAAUGCCCAAGAGUUUUCUGGCCAGGCGUGGUCGGCUAGGCUAUGAUAUCUGUGACAUGUCUGACAGCGGUGAGGAAGAGGAAUCUAGCACUGCGGAGAAGAUCAAUCCCUUCAGCAGAGAAGGCAGGGAGGGAAACCUGGGAUGGGAACCUAAACUAGCAAUGAAGUACAUAAAGGAGUUGAAGGGGAGGAAGAAGGGAGAGAACAUUGCCCUCAAGUGCAAGAUCUGCAAGGAGAAGACGUUUACUGCCACGGCAACCCUCAUCUACCACUACAGGAGUCAUGCAGGGUUUAAGCCGUUUGUGUGCCUUAUCUGCAACACGACGUUCACUCGUCAGCACAGCCUCAACUAUCACAUGCUGAUACACAACAACCAAAGCAGAUUUACUUGCAAGGAUUGCGGACGCAAGUUUCGUCAUCCCAGUCACUUCAAGGAACAUUUAAGACGCCAUACAGGAGAAACACCAUUUGCUUGCUCGGACUGCUGGCAGAGGUUCAAAACCCGGAACACAUAUAAAAGACACUUAAAAACCAGGCAUGGCAAGCUCCUGACUGCCUCCGGUAUUUAUAAUUUGACAAAGGAUGAGUUUGACAAGGUAAGGACCAGACCUAUACGUUGCGCCACAGGCCCGUCAGCCAAUUUCCCCAAGGUUGUCCAUGCUGGUCAGCCCACACAACCACUGCAACCUGACCAGGACACAAGUGAUGAUCAAGAUGACUCAGACGAUGAGAAUGUGAUGACAGAGAGCGAUGAGCAGAAAAUGAUCCUUGAAGAACUGAAGGCAGAUAUUAAAAAGGAGGUUGGAUCUGAGAGCGACUCAGAUCAGGAACUGAGUAACAUCCUGCAGGUGUUGUCCAGUACCUGUGACCCAGCGUCGAACCCUGUGGUUGUGAAAGAGGAGACGGAGGAGGGCAGGGUCAACAUCACAGGGGUCACGGGAGUCAUCAUCAAGACAGAGCCAGUACCUGCUCAGCUGUACGUCAAUAAUCAUGUUGGGGCAACAGAAGCAUGUUGAGUUUGAUAACUGCUUGUGAUUUUUUUGUCAAAUAGAUAUUGAAAUAUCAAAAGUUGUUUUGAUUGUUAAAUUUGGGACUGGUUCAUACAUUGAAGACCUUGUUAAACCGUUUAAGUGCUGUUAUUUGUAAAUAUUUUCUUGGAAAGGAAAUACUUGAAUGUGAUCUGUAAGCAACGGCAUAAAGGAUAAUAAGAUAUACCUACACUUCCAAAAUCAAAUUUUUGAAUACAUAUUUGCAAAACUGCAAUAAACAUGCAAGGGGUAAUCAUGCAUUACUUCCUAAAAACAUUAAUCAUGAGAUUCUCUUUUCAAAGAACAAAUGUUUUAUUGGUGAUGAGAUGACUUUCCAGCACUACUUAACUUUGAUUUCAAGAUAUAGCUCAAUUUACCAAUCAUCACUGUUAACUGGCAAUAAUGACUAAUAAUAUUUGUAUGCCCCCGGAUCAAAUGAUCGGGGGGUAUAUUGUUUUUGGCCUGUCUGUCAUUCUAUCAUUCUGUCCUAAAACUUUGACCUUGGUCAUAACUUUUGCAAUAUUUAAGAUAGUAACUUGAUAUUUAGCAUGCAUGUGUAUCUCAUGGAGCUGCACAUUUUGAGUGGUGAAAGGUCAAGGUCAUCCUUCAAGGACAAAGGUCAAAUAUAUGGCUUCAAAGCAGCGCAAUAGGGGGCAUUGUGUUCUGACAAACACAUCUCUUGUUAUGUUUUUUGUUUUGUUAAGAAAUUGUACUUGUAAUACAAGAUUUUCUAUAAAAUUGGUAUGUAAUGCAACAUCUUAAAAAGAUUACAAAAACAAGUAGUUCAUAAAGUGUUUGUGUAACCAGGUAACAUUUGAACAAAGCACUCAUGGGCAUGAAGAUUUGUCAUGUUUGCACUAUUUGUUUGUUUUCUAGCAUCUAUGGAUGCAGUGAGGCAUAUAGCUAUUGGCCUGUCCCUACAUUUGUUCUUCUGUCAGUGACGCAUAUAGCUCUUGGCCUGUCCGUACGUUUGUUCUUCUGUCCACAUAAGGUUAACUCAAAAUAACUUUUUGUAUUACAUCAAUUACGCUAACUACAAAACUUUGAUAUAUUUGAACACCAUCAACACAUUCACAUCACAUCGCUGCAUCUUGAACUUGAUACUGACUUACUUUUGGACUAAGACUAAUUCAGAAGGUCCACAUUUUUGGUUAUUCCAGAUUGAGGUGUGUUGUCUAACAUCAAUAAGGUUUGAUACUUGAAUGGAUGUUAUGGAUGAUCAUUCUCAGUGCACCCACAUCACCCGACUCAUUUUGACAUUGACCUUUAAUUAUGGACAAAGUUGGAAGGUCCAAAUUAUUGGUUUACCCAAAAUGUUUUUGUCUAACAUCUAUACAGCUCGCGUCAUAUCUGUAAUACUUACAUGCAUGUUAUCUAUGAAUGCUUAGUGCAAAUGAAAUCACCUGACCUUUACGUUGUCCUACUAAUAGACUUGGGCUUAUUUAAAUGGGCCAAUGAAUCAAUUCUGAAAAAUACUUCCACAGGGGACAUAUGCAUGUAUUGAAUCUUGAUUUUUUACUGUGGCCAGUUACUUCAAGAAAGUGAUUAGUUUCUCCUAUUUUAAUACUGAUUAAUGUUUACAUUUUUCAAUAAGAAUAUGUUGAGAAAGUGAGUUUAAAGAUCAUGAUUUUGUAAAUGAAAUAUUACUUAGUUAAAUCGUAUUUAUACUGAUAUGCAUAUUUAAAUACAGAUUUUCAAUGGCUAAAGUUGCAGAAAUAACUUGUUAUGGUUUUUGCCAUGUAUUUUUAUCAAAGGCAGCUGGCCUGUCACAUAUGUUGAUUGUGUUACCACACCUUUGCUGUAAGUUGUAUGCUUUACACAAUUUUUUAGUCGGAAUGUUUCAUAGUUUCCCUUUGUCAUUUAAUAUUAUGUUCUAUACUUGAUAAAAAAACUGCAAUCUAUCUUGCCUGGAAAAGGUUGAGCAUUUCC
Molecule: messenger RNA, 4278 nt
Organism: Dreissena polymorpha
Lineage: Eukaryota; Metazoa; Mollusca; Bivalvia; Myida; Dreissenidae
Exons: 9
Coding region: 4-2337 (777 amino acids)
Cellular component (GO): nucleus
Source: RefSeq, a predicted model, not a curated record